AUGGAUUUCGACAACGAGUCGCUGCUGAAAUGCUUCUGCUCCGAAGAAGAAGAGCAGGCUGUAAUAGCCUGGAACAAGGAUAACGAGCAUGCUCGAUCCGAUGUCUUCGAAUUCAGGCUCGAAGAGGCGGACAAGCUUCGAGAAGAGGGCAACCAGCUUUUCAAGACUGGAGAUUUUGCCACCGCGCGGCAGCGGUAUUACGGAGCCGUGUGGCACCUGGACUUCGACAUUGGGCAGCAGUGGAACUUGAUGGAUCAUCAUCAGCUUGACCUGAACACAAGGAAGCUGAAAGUCAUCAGCAACAUCUGCGGAGCGUAUCUCAAAGAGAAGGAUUGGGUGAAUACCAAGAAGGCCGCUGACAUUGGUCUGCGGCACAUGGAGAAGGCUGCACUCACGGACAAUGAUUCCAAAGGGAAGUUCCUGUACCGAAAAGGCUUCGCAAACCUUCAGCGCGGAUUCGCCGAGGAUGCCGUUGAAGCCUUGAAGCAGGCAGACGGUUUGAUCCCCGGAGACCGGCAGCUUCGCUCGGCGCUGAAAGAAGCGUCGGAGCUCCAGAAGACAGAUAGACAAAAGGCGAAGGAUGUGUGGAAAAGCAAGCUCUUGUCACAGGAAGAGAAGGCCUGUCAGGGGUCAUGGACUGAACCGGCGCUCGCUGCAACAUCUGGUUUUCCCGCAGAGCUCGCUGGCUGCUUGAACAUGUUUGCCCCGGAGAGCAGCGAUGUGGCUCUUCCGAUGAUGUUGGUGAUGUGGUUCUGUUUUGGCAUCUGGCCGUCCCUCCGGAAAAAGGGAGGUUCCGAUACGGUGAACUUUGGCUUGACGUAUGUCUUUGCCCAAGUCCUGAUAACUCUUUGCAUUUGCUUUACGUUUGGCAUGGCAAAUCCGGUGGAUGCCAAACACUUUGACACCGAGCAGUUUACACAAACGUUACGGAAGGACAUCUCGGAGAAGUCCUUUGCCGUUCUCACUGCUAUGAUUGCUGGCGUUUCGCUUUGCAGUGGAGAUUUCAUUAUGGCCAAGGCCAUAGAUGUGCUAGGCCUGGCCGUGGCGUGUCCCAUCGGCUUUGGAUUGGCACUGACUUAUGGAACAGCUCUGACUUAUGCGAUCGAGCCCAAGGCCGAUCCCCACCUACUCUUCCCCGGGCUGGGCGCUUGCCUGCUCGGAAUGCUGUGUAAUGCCGCUUCGCAGGCUGAGCCAAGGAAAUCUGCAGGAGCGUCCGAGGACGACGUCCACAAAUCCAAAGCCGAGUCCUCGGACAAGACAUCGCCAGUGGCCGUGGAAGAGGUGAAGAUUGUGGCAUCUCAACCAUCGCAGGGCCACGGCGGCCACGGCUGGUAUGUGUUCCUCCUGCCCAUUGCAGGUGGUUUGGGUUGCGGCAGCAUGUCGCCAAUCACUACUGCCGCUGCAACAGAAGGGCAGCUGCAUCCCUUCAGCCAGCUGUUUUCCUUCAUGAUGGGACAGCUGGUUGCGAUUUUCCCGCUGGUGUCUGCCUUCUAUUGGAUAGCCCUUGGAAGUGAAGGGCGGAGAGGUCGAUCACCUUGGCAGAUGCCAUGCGCAAUCUGGAAAGGUUACUUCAAGCAGUAUCGAAAGGCGCUGAUGUGGGAUGCCCUUGCCGGCAUCUGUGUGGGCUUAGGAUACUUCAUGUUCAUGACAGGUACGCCUGUGGUUUCCAAGGCCGUUGGCUGGAUCUUUGGGAGCUCCAGCUUGCUGCUGUCGGUCGUCAUGGGAGUUCUGGUCUUCAAGGAGCUCAAGGGGAAAAGCAGCAGGCAGCAGAUGCUGUGUGCCUUCUGCGUAAUCUUUCUGGUCACCGCGCUGGCCCUGAUGUGUGCCGCUUCCAUUUAG
Symbiodinium necroappetens is the source of this 1839-nucleotide messenger RNA. The record is from the annotation of a GenBank genome assembly. NCBI's taxonomy places the organism in Eukaryota, Dinophyceae, Suessiales, Symbiodiniaceae.